Messenger RNA from Didymodactylos carnosus, 2526 nucleotides. NCBI's taxonomy places the organism in Eukaryota, Metazoa, Rotifera, Eurotatoria, Philodinida, Philodinidae. The record is from the annotation of a GenBank genome assembly.
AUGCCUCCAAUUAGUGCUCGCAAAAAACCAUUUAGUACAAAGAAAAAAAAGGAACAAUUGAAACAAAAACGUGAAAAAAAUCGAGCUCUUGGUGAUAAAUGGGCUGAUUCUGAUUCGGCAACGGAAGAAAAUUCUAAAAAUUUGAGAAAUCGUAUUAAUGAACAACCUGUUAAAGACGAUGGAAAAUAUAAUCCAAAUCGUUAUCGUUUACAUUUUCAACGUGAAUCAAAAGAUGAGAUUGAACGUCGUAAAAAAUUAGCUCAAAAUCCUGUUCAAUUAUUACCAGAAGAAGCUUUAGAAAUUUCAGUUGAAGAAAUUUAUCGUCCUGGUAGUGCACUUGAUUGUCCUGUUCGUCCACCAUGGACAUAUGAUAUGAAAAAAGAACAAUUGGAACAACAAGAACACACAUAUUUUAAUAAUUAUUUGGAUAAAAUAUUUUCAAAUUUUGAUGCUGAUAAAUUGAGUUAUUUUGAAAUGAAUUUAGAAACAUGGAGACAAUUAUGGCGAACAAUUGAAAUAUCUGACAUAAUUUUAAUGAUUGUCGAUGUUCGAUUUGCUGUAUUACAUUUUUCUCCAGCAUUAUACGAUUAUGUAACGAAAGUUCAUCAAAAACAUUUGAUCAUGAUUUUAAAUAAAAUUGAUUUGGCACCACCAGCAUUAGUUGUAGCAUGGAAAAGUUAUUUUCAAAUAAAAUUUCCACAAUUACAUAUAUUAACGUAUACAUCGUAUCCGAAAGAAUUGAAAGAUAAUUUUGAUGAUUAUCAAGUAUUAUCAAAAAUAAUUAGACGAAAAAAUUAUUAUGCUAUUGGACCACUGACACUUUUGGAUUGUGUCAAGAAAAUUGUAGGAACAACAGUUGAUUUAUCAUCGUGGGAAAAACAUAUGCACGAGUGUAUGGCUAGUGAUGAAGAUGAAUUAAAGAAGAAAGAGUAUAAACAAGAACAAAUUGAUGUAUCACCGUUGAAUACCAAUGCAUCUACAUCUACUGUUGGAACAACAACGGCAAAAUCUCAUGUAACACUUGGCUUUUGUGGCUAUCCAAAUGUUGGAAAAAGUUCCUUGUUAAAUAGUAUUGUUGGUCAUAAAGUCGUUAGUGUUUCACGUACACCUGGACAUACAAAACAUUUUCAAACAAUAUUUUUAACAUCAACUGUUCGACUAUGUGAUUGUCCGGGACUUGUAUUUCCAUCAUAUGUUGAAAAGCCACUACAGAUUCUUGCUGGUAUUUAUCCAAUUGCUCAAGUUCAAGAGCCGUAUACAGUUGUGGGUUAUUUAGCACAAUGGCUGCCGAUAUUAAAAAUAUUAAAAAUUGAACAGCUUCAAAAAGAAAAUUCAAAAUAUAGCCCAUUGGAUAUAUGUGAAGCAUGGGCAAUAAAACGAGGCUUUUUCACAGCCAAAGCAAGUCGUCCCGAUGUCUAUCGUUCAGCAAAUCAUAUACUUCGUUUAGCGUUAGACGGUCGAAUUAAUUUAUAUCUACGUCCAAUUGGUUUUACAGCUGAAAAAGAACGCUGGCAGUGUGAUCCUCGUUCAUUAGAAUUAGAAACAUCAAUUAAAUCAGCAGUGGCUAAGCAAAAAGCUCCCGAUAGUGUCUCAGAUUCAGAAACCGAUUAUGAUAUUUAUUUUAAUAAACUGUCAACAAAUAAUAGACGUCUUAGUGAUCAAGAACUAGCAUCCCAAAGUUCAGUAAGUGACUAUGUUAGUGAAACAAAUCGUUUUGGUCAUUUGCAAAAUUCAGCCAAUAAUAAGACGUCACGCUUAUAUUCAUCAACACAACGAAGUCUAUUAAGAAAGGCGGUAGGAAAAAAAUCCCAAACAGCAGAUAACGAAGAGGAUGAGGAAGGAGCAAACGCUGAUCAAGAAGAUCAAAGCGAUAAUGAACAGGAAAAUGCAACAUCCACGGAUGGUGAGGAAGAACAACAACCAUCGAAAGUAUCUAGGGGUGAUAUUGAAUUAGAUAAUUCUUUAAAUAAACGAUGCAUCGAAAAUCAAAUAAAAUUGUUUUCGGCAAUGGAUCAAGACGAAAUAUUGCGACAAUUAGAAUUCAUUCAAAAUAAUCCAGUUGAUCUUGAAACAUUAAUGAUGAAUAAUGGCCAGAUGGGUUCCAUGUCAUCUGUAUCUCCAACAGCAAUGGAAUUAUUAGAAAAAAAUCAACAGUUACUAAUGCGUAAUGAUGAUGGUAAUGAAAACGAAAACACCAGUGAUGAUGAUGAUACGGAAGAAUUUGUUGAUGAAACGUUUAUUGAACGCAUUUCGGCACUCAAAGAAAUGUUUCCUGAACGUGUACAACAAAUUGUAGGAAAAUUAAAUUCUAUUACACGUGAAACAUCAAAAUUUGCUUAUACGAAUGCACGAUCAGUUUCGUGGUGGUGUGUAUCAUCGUUUAGUGUAUUAGUAUUUCCCAUAUUGGUUCAAAGAGAAUUAUUACAUGUUGCUCAACAAAUAGCUCAAGAGCAACGAUCUCUCUUACUGGGUCCACAAGCAACUAUCGGUGGCGCUAGCGCAUUUAUGCCGGGUAUGUCAUCCUGA